CCCGGAAGUAGCCUAAUAGCUAUUUCAAGAGAAGCGAGUGCAGGGCUCAGGAAUAUUUCGUGAUGGAUUUUCACUCGUUUCCUCAUGCCUGAAAUUAACAUUUUGGAAUAUAAAUUGAAACAAGGUUUUUUUUAAAAGGUUAUCUUUUAAGUCAUUCAACUCUUUCCGGAAUUGUACGGCGUUUAGGACCUGUUUGACAUCAGAUGAUGGCGAAGGGAGUCAAUUUCGCUUUGAUGUUGAAGUGUUAGUUAGAGGAUUUAAAUUAAAAUAAGCCCACCGCAACCAUCACAAUCAGUAAUUGUAUGUCAUUUGUGUCUGUUCUGAAAAUCGUGAACAACAGUGAAACUCCUCCAGAUAACAAAUUAGAAAAGUUGAGUGAUCAAUUGUCUUGUAGCCUAUCGUUUCCUACUGCUCCCGACUUUCAUGAAAAUGUCCAAGAUUGAAAGAUUGAAUGCACGGGUUUCUAAACUGCUGACCGCAGCAGUCCACGAGGUGCUGGAGGUGGUAAAGGAUACGGUGUCGGAGUACCAAGAAAAAACCGCUCGAACUCAGAGGGAGAACGAGAGACUAAGGAAGAAACUUGAGAAACUACAACAAUGGUUUGAUCGAGAAUUGUCACGGGUGUCCAGAACAUAUGCUCCACUGCAGGCUAGCCAAUCAGAGCAGUCCAAAUGCUCAUGUAAACAACUACCGUCCUCUGAGGCAUCGGGCAAGCCAGAGCUGGAGUCCAGAGCGACUUCUGCAGAUGAGGUGAAACAUCAUCUGGAGUUAAAGGUAGAAUCCAACGUCAGCGUUGAGCAGGUGUUUACACACUACAGUGAAGUGGCUCCUUCAUGUGUCACCGUGGUGGACACAGAAAGUGACAGCUCUGCUCACUCACAAUCUGUGAACUCGAAGGAAAUCUCAGCACAUGCUGAAAGUGUAGUGUUCCCCAAUGGACGCUCAUCACUGGCUAACUCCACCUCACCCACUCAGCAAGGGAUGCCUGCCGACGUCAAUAUCAUCAAAGCGGAGCCCGACCUUCUGGAAUAUUCCCUCUCCCAGCAACCCGUGCCUCCACACCAGCUUUACGACCACGAGGAACCCACCCCAGAUUAUGCCCCCAACGCAGCACAGAACAAUGUCCAGGAGUUAGAUCUCCUGCAGCACAGCUCUGAUACUUCAGAAGUGCCACACUACAUCCAUUCUGACGCACUCAAUGCCUUUGUGGAGUCGUUCCCCCUCAAUCAGGCCCAGCAGCAGCAGCAUCUGCGUUUCUCUGGCCGAGAGGAGAGCCACCGCUGCCUGCUGUGCGGCAAGACCUUCAGUCGGCUGAGUGGCCUUCGCAUCCACCAGCGCUGCCACACGGGCGAGAAGCCGUACACGUGUGGCCACUGCGGCCGGCGCUUCAGCCACGCCGGGGACCUGCACAAGCAUAAACGUGUGCAUACUGGUGAGCGGCCAUACGGGUGCCAGCAGUGUGGCAAAAAGUUCCGACAGUCCACCCACCUCAAGAAGCACCAGAGGAUCCACAGCUACCGCCACCUCAGCUUCUGAGAUCUCCUGUUUCAAAACGGACACCUUACUUUAGAUAGACAAUAGGAGUGAUUAAUGUAAAACAAUCUAGACUGGAGUAACUCAAAAUUAGGCACCUCCGAUAUGUUUAGUAUUCUAAAGAUGUCAAAUAGCUUGUUAUAGUUACCAAAAGGAUUGCUAAGGAGCCAAAAGUGAACUCACAUGGAUAGCUAUACUGUAAAAACUGUGCUCUUAUUAUACAACUAAACACGGCAAAAUACCUUUAUAACCCUUGAGCCAGCUGUGAUCUCAAUGGCAAUGCAGCAUUUGUAUGCACCUCCAACUGCAUAGCGUACCUGGUUACUGCCCAAAAAUGUUUGAAAAAAAGAAUAAACUGUUUACCUUUGGUGUGAAAAAGGACUACAGUCAGUGCAUUAUUGCUCUUCUGGUCGCUGCCAUCUUGUGUGGAGAAAGUGUGUUCGGCUGAUCCAAUCCCAAUAUCUCUCCUUACGCGUUCCUGCGAACUUCGUGAGGGCUUAGAGCUGUUCCACUACAAAAUUGUGACGUGCUUGAAGGCUCACUUGCACCCUUUCUGAGCCCUUUCUCCAAGUCGGCAUAUGUGAACACUUGACUCAUAGUGUUGUGACGUGAAACACUCACUGAAAAAACAUCCAAUUUCCAAACAACUGCCAUAAAACGGAAACGUUUUUGUGUUGUGUCAAUUUAAUAUGUUGCAGGUGUUGUCCCAUUUCCUAAUUAGCGUUUUGGACCCUUACACCUUCGCACACUUGAUCACUUACAGUUAAGGGCUUAGGGUUUAGGGGAGAGAUUGAGAUUCAGUCUACAAGUCAGUUACUAACCCUAGGCUUUCUCUCCGUAAGAUGGUAAAAGGUAAAAACGAGUGAUUUAGCCUAGUUUGACGUGGCAAAGCUGUCCCAAAAGGCUACUCUGUGCUUCUCAGUUGUAAAUGCAUAUUUUGGUCUUACUCUGAUCUGCACGGAUUCACAUCAUUUUGUUUCCAAAUGACUUGGAGAUUGAUUGAUUGAUUGAUUGAAACUUUUAUUGAACAACAUCAAGUGUUCAAAAAGAUAUAAAAACACAAUAAAGCCCAAAGGCUUGUUUCCAUUGUGGUCCUUCGGAUGGAAGAGGACUACCAGCACAUGGACUAAAACAUUAAAGGCAAAGGGGAAAGGGGUCAGGCAAAAUACACAAAAAAACAAAUACAGAACAAUAAGGGCUAAAGCAAUCAGACAAGCUGACACAGACAUGCGCUACAAUAAACCACAAUAACUAAGACAGACAGACAAGCAGUCCAAAAAUAGGUUGUUAGACAAAAAUGUUCCUUUAA
Alosa sapidissima (American shad) is the source of this 2842-nucleotide messenger RNA. RefSeq names its product zinc finger protein 394-like. The transcript is spliced from 2 exons. The record is from RefSeq and is a predicted model, not a curated record. Bases 424 to 1536 code for a protein of 370 amino acids. NCBI's taxonomy places the organism in Eukaryota, Metazoa, Chordata, Actinopteri, Clupeiformes, Clupeidae. Gene Ontology annotation, biological process: regulation of transcription by RNA polymerase II. Gene Ontology annotation, molecular function: RNA polymerase II cis-regulatory region sequence-specific DNA binding; DNA-binding transcription factor activity, RNA polymerase II-specific.